ACACGACUUCAUUCAGUUUACAGACGUUCGGUAGUUCGGUAGCGAGUAUCUUUAGCAGGCGGACACAUAUACAACCCCGAUAUAUCCUGGUGUUUUUGUUUUUGAUACAGGACCUGGAAAGAAAUAAUUUUACAAUCAGACUGAGCUUGAUCCAAGAAAUAGGCAGGAACAGGCAGGGGUAAGCACAUUUAGCUGUGAGCAUGAUUGGAUCAAAGCGAUGAUGAGCAGAUGAUCGCCAGACUACACACAGCUAGUGGAUAGCAUCGAAAUUAUGACGCCAUCGACCUCGUGACAUCACUGAGCCUCUGAUCUUCUUAUUCUAUGGCAGUGGGCGGCACUGGUGAGGUUACGAUGGGAGUGGAUCAGGAGCAGUUACCGUUGGUCAACGUCCUCUUGGACCUAUCCUCUGAGCUAGGUCACCGCUGGAAGGACAUCGGGCGUAGGCUUGGCUUGCUGGAAGCAGAGCUGGAAAAUAUAGAAUCAGACUAUUUAAAGCAGAAGGAGAGAGGGUACCAGAUGCUGCUUCAAUGGCGACAGAUGACACGGAACAAAGAUCUAGUGAGGACAUUGAUACAGGCGCUCAAGAGCGGGCAACGCUUGGACUUGGCAGAAAAAUAUGGUCCUCGGUUUGAAGAACUAUUCCCUACUCAAAUUGAGGAAGACGUCGCUCCACGAAAUGUCCUAGAUGCCAAAGAAAAGCAAAUGGUGGACAUCCUCAGAUAUCACUACAAGAAACGAAACCGAGUCCCCAUGGUGCCCUGGGCUGGCAAGAAUGGAAAGAUCGUAACGGUAGAUCUGGGUAGGGUCUACACCAACCUAGAGCUACUUGUCGACAUCGACAGUCCGGACCUUCCCAUUCACUUCCGCCUCGGUUUGAAAGACUUGUUCAAUGAUGUGAAAGCAUUGGAUGGAAAUGAGAAUGAAAUUGAUGGGUGUGAAGAGACACUGGCAACGUCGUCUACUCGAGUUGUAGCGAGAGGAAGGACAGGCAGUGGAAAGACCACUUUCCUGUUGAAGUUGUCGAGCGACUGGGCGGAAGGUAGGACAAGUCCUGUGAAAGACGCGGAUGCGGUUUUCCUUCUGCAGCUGAAGAGGUUGGACCACACAAGCAACUUUGGAGAUGCCGUUGUCGACCAGCUCUUGCCUCGGGCAGAUUUCUCGCCAGAGUUCAUUGAAGAGUUUGCUGAAAAGAAUCAGAAACGAGUAGCUGUUCUGCUAGACGGCUACGACGAGUUCAAAGGCAAAGGGUUGGAUCAAGAGAAUUGUGGAAACGUCGUGAAAAUGUUGAGGAAAGAAUACUUACCUUUCGUCAAGAUUUUGAUCACAACUCGCCCUGGGAGAGUUGGAGAUUUCAUGACACUGGGUGACUACAUCACGGACGAAUACCGACAUUUGCAGAUCACAGGGUUUUCAUCACAAGACAUUGAUGCAUACGUCAAGAAGAUUUUCAAACGACGGCCAGAACUUGGAGAUAAACUCCUUUCCUACCUUGAAGAGAACCAUCUAAAAACAGAACUUGCUUCCCUGCCUUUGAUGUGUUGCGCUUUCUGUCAAUUGACAAAAUUGACCGAUGGAAAGGACUUCAAAGAUAUGAAUACAAUCAGCUCACUCUUCAACAAGCUCAUUAAGUGUCUCUUGAAGUAUCACCCAAGAUCCAAGGAACAAAGGUCAAGACUUCGAAGUUGGGAUUCUACUGAAAAAGACUCAACAGAGGAGAACGAUGUAAAAAACAGCGACUUAACCAGCGAUACUGCAGAUGAAACCGAUGGAGUUUUUCAGCCAAGUAUUGAUGAAGACGACCUGAUUCUAGAGCUUGGAAAUGUUGCGUUACUGGGCUUUAUCAGAUCAGCUGAAGAAGAACUGAUCUUCAGAAUGAAAGACUUUGAAGUUUGUAAGUCUGGUGCAAAGGAAGUUGUCGCCAUGGGUUGCAAGGUUGGUAUCUUGGUUCGAGAUGAAGAAGCGGAGUACAGACCCAUAAUUUAUGAAGAUUUUGAGAUUAAUAACGAAGGUGGGGUAGUUGACUCGUGCAACAUUACGUUUGUCCUCAAAAUAAUUCAAGAGAAACUUGCUGGAACAUACCUUGCUCACCUAUCUACCGGAAAUGAGGAGGAGAAGGACUCCUUCAAGAAGUGUGUUGCGGAUAUCAAAACUCUCCAACGUGCCACAGAUCUUGGAAAUGUCCUCAUGUUUGCAUGCGGUGCAAAUGUGGAAGCAGCUCGAAUCAUCAUUAACCAUGUUGUGAGUCUAAUGAAAUCGGAAGAGGAAAACAUCAAGCUCUUUCUGACAGGGAAGUUGCACUAUACAGAAUGCAACCGUAUCCAGAAGCUCAUUGAGUUCUGUCUACAACUUAACUUUGAAAGCCAGAGCAAGGGUAAGCUAAACGAUGUACUGAUGCCUCUCAUGUAUGGCUGUAGUCGUCUCCGACUUGUUGGGAUCUCUAGCUACGUCACCAAGUCUCUGGGGUAUCUUCUCCAGUACAGCAAGGGGUUUUCUAUCAAAUCGCUUGAGCUGAUUCGUCUGCACUUGAAUUCCAGUUCAGAAUUCCGGGAAUUUCUCAACACAUUUCCAGGCUUGGAACAGGAUGUGUCACAGACAAUGACGAAGAAGAGGCGAAAGAGGAAAAAGCAGAAUGAAGAACCACUAACAGAAGAAAAGAGAAGAGAAAAGAUAAGAGAAGGGGUAACUAAGGGAAGACAAAUACCAAAGUACUUGUUACAGCGUCCUGAUGAUACGUUCCUUGCGGUGCUGCCCUUAUGGGAACAGGUCAACCAAAUGCAGAUGAGCGAAUGGAAUUUCGGACCCGUCAUUGAUGGCUUGGAGCACUGUCCUGUUGAAGAGCUCAUUCUCAAUGGCGUCAAGGCCGAACCAGAAGACUGGGAAAAACUGUUCAGGAUAUUUGGAAGUCCAUCAUUUACAUCCCUAAAGAAACUGACUCUCGGUAUGAAUGGCAUAGAAGACGAGUGUCUUGCCAAGAUUGUACCAGGGCUUUCCUGUCAAUCUCACCUGACUCAUCUGAAGCUAUCUGGUAAUGAAGUUGGACCUGAUUUUCUAGACGCCCUGGAAGAAUGUCCUAUGAUGAACAAUCUCGAGGUGCUUGUUCUAGAGAAGACUGAUAUGGAUUCGGAAAGCAUUGAACAACUUGGAGACCUUCUCAAACACUUCCCUUCACUGUCCUCACUCGAUAUUCGGCGCAACGAAUGUUCUGAUGACACUUCCAUAAUCAGCAUUCUGGAUGGAUUACAGCACUGUCCAAAACUAGAAAGACUUUUCAUUUCUCUCCACAAGGUUUCUGAAAAGGCCCUCGAGAAUCUGCAGAUGAAGGAAGGUACCCUUGCCAACUUGAAGGAACUCCACCUCGUCCAUACACCGGUCCCAGAGAAGGUCAUUGAAUGUGCUGCAGGAAUUCUUCCAGUCAUGCCCAAUCUAGAAGACUUACGGAUAUCAGGUACACCUCCAGAUAAGACAAAGGAACACAAAGAGGAACGAGGAAGGAUUUCACAUGAAGUUUCCGAUCUCUUCUCAAAGGCUAUCCUCGUGCCACCUUCCUUAAGAUUUCUAAGCAUCCUCUACACCACCUUUGAACCAGACGAUUUUGUCAAUCUGCUAGAGAAGAGUUCAGAAGCAACUAAAGCAGGACUAAAAACGUUAAGGUUUUCCAAGGCAUGCAUUCCUGAAGAGGAAGAAGUCCGUCGACAUAUAAGGAACGCCGAGAAGACGUUUCUUCGUAUCUGGGUCUGAAAUGUCUCUCACAGAGUUUACCACGAUUUGCGCUAACUCACCAAUCUGGUUGCUGAUUCUUCGGACCCUGCUUCGUUGGGCAUACCACUUUUUGAAUUUCCUUCUCACUUUCACGGCAAACAAUGGUGCAUGCACUGCUCGUAGAAGAAUUUACUUUAAAGGCAGUGGCCCGUAUUCUGAAGUCGGGUUUAACUUAAACUCAGGUUAAAAGUUGUGGUUUAAGUAUGGGAAGCCAAAAGUAA
Molecule: messenger RNA, 3980 nt
Organism: Lytechinus pictus (painted urchin)
Lineage: Eukaryota; Metazoa; Echinodermata; Echinoidea; Temnopleuroida; Toxopneustidae
Exons: 5
Coding region: 322-3738 (1138 amino acids)
Biological process (GO): signal transduction
Molecular function (GO): protein binding
Source: RefSeq, a predicted model, not a curated record